CCGCCACGCGGUCGGGCGCCUGCGCGCCUCUUCCGAGCCGCCGGGCUGCUGCGGCUUUCCCUGCACAGGCUUCACUGCGGAGUAAGUGGGUCCUGAGCCCCGGGGCCGGGGCCGGGGGCGGGCGCCGAGGCUCCGGGGCGCGCUGGAGCUGAGAAGGGGCCCCAGGAGUGCGGCCGCAGCCACGUCACGCCCCAGGUCACGCUGCAAACGGCAGCUGUAGAGAUUUCGCUCUAACAGCGGGUUACCUGGACUUUGUCGCCAUCGAGCCCUGGAGGAUCUUCUGCUGUGAGGAAGUGCCAGCAACGUUGACACACAAGGCCUGGAAAGAGAAGACCUUUAGGUUGUGGAGGGGAUCUUGUCCGGCUCAGGUUCCCUUUAACCCCUGGCAGACCUGGGGUGGACGUGCCCCCCCCCCCCCCCCUGCAGACGCAUGGCGCAUCGGCUACAGAUACGACUGCUGACAUGGGACGUGAAGGAUACGCUGCUCAGGCUCCGCCACCCCGUGGGAGAGGAAUAUGCCUCCAAGGCCCGGGCCCACGGGCUGGAGGUGGAGGCCGCCUCCCUGGGACAAGCCUUCAGGCAGGCGUACAGGGCUCAGAGCCUCAGCUUCCCCAACUAUGGCCUGAGCCAAGGCCUCACCUCCCGCCGGUGGUGGGUGGAUGUGGUCUUACAGACCUUCUACCUAGCAGGUGUUCGAGAUGCCCAGGCUGUGACCCCCAUCGCUGACCAGCUGUACGAGGACUUCAGCAAGCCCUUCACCUGGCAGGUGUUGGAGGGGGCUGAGGCCACCCUGAGGGAGUGCCGAAAACGAGGUCUGAGGCUGGCAGUGGUCUCCAACUUUGACCGGCGUCUAGAGGACAUCCUGAUGGGUCUUGGCCUGAGGGAAUACUUUGAGUUUGUGCUGACCUCUGAGGCUUCCGGCUGGCCCAAGCCCGACCCCCGAAUUUUCCGUGAGGCUUUGCGGCUUGCUCAGGUGGAACCGGCAGUGGCAGCCCAUAUUGGGGACAGUUAUCCCUGUGAUUAUAAGGGGGCGCGGGCUGUAGGUAUGCACAGCUUCCUGGUGGUCGGCCCAGAGCCUUUGGAUGCUGCCAUCAAAGACUCUGUGUCUCAAGAAUGCCUCCUCCCCUCACUGUCCCAUCUCCUGCCUGCCCUUGACCACCUGGAAGUCUCAUCCCCGUAACUUUGAAUCUGAUGAGGGAAGUGGCUGGGCCCAGCAAACGCUGCAGAGCCCCUUCUUUCCUGAGAUCUGGCCUUUGCCCCUCUCCCUGCAGCGUCCAAAGGCACUGUGACUAUAAAGCAGUGAAAACAGGGCUUUUAGCCCUGCUCCAACCUGCUUCUGGUUGCUGAAGUUGUUCACACCUGUGUCUCUUUCCCACCCCCUCACCUACAAGAUUCACGGAGAGCCCAACUAGCUUCAAAACCAGGCACUGUCGGGGCGCCUGGGUGGCUCGUUUGGUUAAGGACCAGCACUUGAAUUUGGCUCAAGUCAUGAUCUCACGGUCGGUGAGUUAGAGCCCCACCUUGGGCUCUGCACUGUCACUGCGGAGCCUGCUUCGGAUUCUCUCUGCCCCUCCUGCGCUCAUUCUCUCUCAAAAUAAGUAAAAUAAACUUUUUUAAAAAUUACAAAAACAAAACAAAACCAGGCACUGUCAAACUUUGUAUUAGCAGCAGGGCCCUUUUGUUAUGGGAGAUCUUACUGGAACCCCAAUAUGCAAAACAGGAAAAGUGAGAAACUGCUAGAGCUGAAGCAGGUCCUAGAGCCCCUCAGUCGGGCCCUUGAAGCCUCAACUCCCUAGAAGUGGAAGUUCAGAGGAGCUUAGUUUGGAAAUUGGGGUGCUAAGCUCUGCUGUAGGGACAUGCCCUCUAGGACAUGCCUCUAGUGUUUGCAGGAUUUUAGACAAGGAGCACCAUAAUUAGUCAUGAGAAGAAACUUCAUUUCCGCUUGCCACGUGUUAGUCCUUUAUAUGCAUAUAGAACCCUCAGUAAAUAAAACACCCUCAAAGCUACCUGAUGGGCAGAGAUAGUGUGACCUCCACUUUACAAAUGAGAAACCGAUUUAGAAGGAGCCUGCCUGAGGUCACAGGUAGUAUGUGAGAGAGCCAGGGUUCUGAUUUAGGCAUGCCUGACUCCAAAACCCUUGGCUUGACCACCAAGUUGCAAGCAGAGAGCUGUGUUCCAUGGGACAUGGUGCAGUGGAGAUCCUGGUAGAAUAGGGAAGAUUUUCUAGAGGUCAGUUUUGACGGGCACUCCAGUCGUAGGUGUUCGUACUGGGGGCGGGGGGAGGACAGCACAGGGAACAGGGACUGGAGCUUGAGGUGACAGGAGUGUAGGAAAUGGGGAGUCGUUGGAGACUGAAGGACGUAAGCUAGCUAGGUUUUAAAGAUUCCAUGUCUUAGAGGCGCAUGGGUAGCUCAGGCAGUUAAGUGUCUUUGGCUCAGGUCAUGAUCUCGCAGUUUGUGAGUUAGAGCCCUGCAUCAGGCUCUGUACUGACAGCUUGGAGCCUGGAGCCUGCUUGGGAUUCUCUCUGCCCCUUACCCACUCACAAUCUGUCUCUCUCAAAACUAAACAUUAAAAAUUUUUUAAUUCCAUGUCUCUAACUUCCUAUCCCCUCUUCAUGCUCCUCUCCCCUCACACCUCUUUGGGAUUUACUAGACACAUCUUCCUUGUACAGGGGGUACCUCCGGUGAAAAGCACAUAGGCAUAUCUACACAGUGUUACGUUCUGGUACCAACAGCCAGGGAGGGCUCUAGAGUGGCCCUGAAUUGGGGGUGGCAUUUAGGUGGGCAGAGAAAUAACACGCAUUCCUGGCAGGAGGCCUGUGAACUAUGGACUGAGUGAGGGCUGCCACGGGGAGUUAGAUUGGCAGUUUGGAGAGCAUGGCUUGGGGGCCUGCAGCUGCCAAGUAGAAAGGUUGGCUUUGCCUCAGGUUUCUGGGUAGACAUUGUACUCGUGUGAGGGGAGGGAGACUCUUCUCAGACUUGGCCACACCUCUUUUGGGUCUGUCUUCCUUGGGCUUGGUGUCACAGCCAGGGGACAUUACUUCCCACAUGUCAGGCAGUGAGGACGUGGGUCAUGAGCUGCAGUCUCAACUGCAAGAGCCUUAGAAGUCAUCUCAACCAAACAAGCUGCCAUUAGGUCUGUGGACUGGAUUUGAUCAACCCAGU
Molecule: messenger RNA, 3164 nt
Organism: Felis catus (domestic cat)
Lineage: Eukaryota; Metazoa; Chordata; Mammalia; Carnivora; Felidae
Gene: HDHD3
Product: haloacid dehalogenase like hydrolase domain containing 3
Exons: 2
Coding region: 431-1180 (249 amino acids)
Source: RefSeq, a predicted model, not a curated record